GUGUGAUGGGGAGAGAGAGAGAGAGGGAUAAAGAGAGAGAGAGAGAGAGAGAGAGAGAGAGAGAGAGAGAGAGAGAGAGAGAGAGAGAGAGAGAGAGAGAGAGAGAGAGAGAGAGAUUGAGAGAGAGAGUGGGAGAGAGAGAGAGGGAGAGAGAGAGAGAGAGAGAGAGAGAGAGAGAGAGAGAGAGAGAGAGAGAGAGAGAGAGAGAGAGAGAGAGAGGAGGAAAGAGGGAGGAGGGGGUGGGGAGUUGAAGGGAGAGAGGUCAAUGGAUAGCGAGGA
Messenger RNA from Closterium sp. NIES-67, 279 nucleotides. The record is from the annotation of a GenBank genome assembly. NCBI's taxonomy places the organism in Eukaryota, Viridiplantae, Streptophyta, Zygnematophyceae, Desmidiales, Closteriaceae.